Messenger RNA from Plasmodium gonderi, 2058 nucleotides. RefSeq lists its product as hypothetical. The record is from RefSeq and is a predicted model, not a curated record. The transcript has a single exon. Bases 1 to 2058 code for a protein of 685 amino acids. Lineage: Eukaryota; Apicomplexa; Aconoidasida; Haemosporida; Plasmodiidae.
AUGGGGUUCGUAAAAGCAGAAGAAUUCAUAAACCACUACAUGAGGGUUAAUAGAGAGAUAAAAAAAUUAUGUACCCGAAAAAAUGAAGAAUUCAAAUUUAACAUAUUCAUAUUUUACCAUAACAGCGUAGACUCUAUAUGCACAGAACAUAUUUUACAUUUCCAUAAGAAUGUAAAGAGAGAUAUAAACAUAUUCAGUUAUGGAAUUGAGAAAAAAGAAGACCUCCUCAACUUUUUCAAAAAAUAUGAAGAUGUAUAUUCUCAAAAUAAAGAAUAUUAUAGAGAUUACUUCUACCAAGUGGUGCUUAUAGGUAUGGGUUCUCAUAUGAACACAGAUGCCAACAUAUACACAUUGAUAGAGGACUUUUUCACAGGAAUUCUGGCCAAAAAUUAUGUUGGAUAUUUGAAAUUUUUCGUUAUUGAUAAUAAGCGGCCAUUCCAUGAAAUUUUCGAGAGCAGUGAUAGGUGGGAUUUGGUCUUGAGUGAAAUUGAAAUGAGUGACAUCAUGGGGAUAUACGGAAGUUCCAAUAGUGGCAAUCCUGAAAAUGGCGGGGAAGACCUUAGGAAUGAUCUUGGGAGUGAUGGUGAGGGGACGGGUAAAAAAGUCCAAGGAAAAAAACCAAGGGGAGGGAAGAAAAACACAAAAAAUCAUAAACUGCAAAAGUAUUACAACAUAGUGAAGGAAGAAAACAAGUGCAUGUGUCUUAUGAUUUACCCCUUUAUCCAAUGUGUGAGUGAAGAUGAUUCAUCUGCAAUUUUAUUCAUCUCUAGUGUUUCUUUAAUUUCUUAUUUAAAAACAGAUCAAAUAACAUAUGAAUAUUAUAAUAAAGAAAUUCGAAAUUUACACAACGAUUCUUUGAAUAUCUGUAAUGGACACUUCAUUUCAUUCGAUUCGGAACGAGGAUUAUUACCUCUGCUGUCUUUUAUAUCUCUCAAUGAAUCGCUAGAAAUCGAUGAAAGGAUAUACAUAUAUGACCACAAAAAUGUUAGAAACACAUUUAAUAAAAUUAGAACAAUGUGUCAUAUUGAGAUAAAAGAAUUCACAGGGAAUUUUAGACAACUGGAUUUAAAAAAACAAAAUGAAAUAUUAAUAAAAUUAAAGAAUUUUAUAAAAAUUAUAAAGCCGUUAAAUAGUUUAGCAUGGAAACGAAGAACUUAUGUUCUUUACAAUGGUGACAGUUUCUAUUUUUUACUUGUUCUCAUCUACAUCUAUAUAAAUAGAGCAAAAAAAAUGGAUUCUUAUCUUUACAAUUGCCUUAAAACAUCCGACUUUUUAUUUAAUAUUUUUAAAGAUCGAUUAAAACAGUCAGAAAUUUAUGACAAGCUAAUUGAAAAACAUCUACAUAAAAAUGCAGCUAGCUACUUAAGUGUAUUAAUUAAAAAAAUUAUGGAAAGCAAUAAAAAAAGUAUUACCAUUGCAUACAAUUUUAAAAUCUUUUUAGAUAUAUUCCAAACAUCUCAAAAUUCAUAUACACAUCCAUUUGAAUUAAAAUUUAUCUCUAAUAUGUUCUCUUCAUUUCAAUCAUACUGUAAUGAGAAAUAUAAAACCUAUCAUCUUGUUGUAUGUCACAUUAAUGAUUCGGAUGAUACUAUACUUUAUGGAUUCACACCACUAAACAAAAAUGAUUACUGGCCUUUGAUCUUCUCAAAAAUUGCUUACAGUAAUUCUGAACAAGUUGCAUACGACACACUCACCGAUGUAAACACAAUGCGUAUACGCAGGAACGACUUUAAGUUCAUUCUUUCUGAAAUUAAAGAUGUUUUUCGAAGCAUCCUUCGCUAUCACCACAAGCGACAGCUCGACGGGGAAGACACCACCGACGUGGAUGAAGAGGAAGAGGUGGAAGAGGUGGAAGAGGCGGACGAAGUGGAAGAGGUGGACGAAGUGGAAGAGGCGAUUGAAGAGGAAGAGGCGAUUGAAGAGGAAGAAGUGAUUGAAGAGGAAGAAGCAGAAGAAGUGGAAGAGGCGAUUGAAGAGGAAGAGGCGAUUGAAGAGGAAGAAGCGAUUGAAGAGGAAGAAGCAGAAGAAGUGGACGAGGUGGAAGAGGCGGAAGACUAA